GGCCAUUGGCGCUCAGUCUGUUUACUAUCAGUAGGAAACUUGGAAGAUCUCGAUAGCCGAGUAACACUUAUCCAAAAGAGAAAAGCGGUUUUUGUAUUCCCCGUAUGACAUUUUGACUUUAUUUCAAGAAUAGCACAAACAUUUCAAACAUAUCCCCAAGUCUAUCCAAAAGGCGUGCCCUUUACUCUUUUUAGAUGGUUCAUCACACUUUUCGAUCAUAGACACUUUUAUCUAUCGGAUUCUCUGUCGCAUUUCCACUGGCAUUCUCGUCGUCAAAACAUGUCGACGCUUCCUCGAAAGUCAACUAGCGAGCGUCCUGCGAACCUUACGCUUGGAAAGAAGGACUUGCCUGACCUCACCGAUUUGCGUGGUGGAAACUGGUUUACAGCUCGUGAUGGAUGGGAAAUAUAUUGGAAAGCCUGGAAGCCUGAAACCACUGUCGUCGCCAAUGUCAUCGCCGUCCAUGGCUUCGGUGAACACAUCAAUCGAUACGACCCACUCUUCUCUUUUUUUGCUUCAAAGGGCAUUGCGGUUCGUGGAAUUGACCAAAGAGGACAUGGAAGGACACACUUUAAAAAUUUGGAAAGAGGAUCCCUGCAAGGAUACAUGGGCACGUUUAAAAAUACCUUUGAAGACCUGCUCCAGCUGAACGAAAUGGAUAUUGGUGGACUGCCCAAGAAAGGAGAAGUUCCAACAUUUGUUUUUGGACAUAGCAUGGGUGGCUUGAUUUCUCUCUCUUUGGUCAAUUUACACGCUCAACGCAUUCCAAAUUUUAGAGGGAUUGUUGUCCAAGCCCCUUGCAUUCGAACGGCCAGAUCCUUCCCAUCUCUUGUCUCUAGUACGAUUAGCACUCUGGGUACCUCAUUCUUUCCACGAUAUCAAGCACCUUCUGGCGCGAUGGAAUUGAAUAACAUCUUGGACCCCAGUUUACACGAAGAGUAUUCAAAGGACCCGUAUAACCACAACUUUAUGACCAUACGUCUACUCCGUGACUUUAUUACUUAUGGGAGGAAAGUGGAGGACACGGCAUCCACCUUUAGCCAUCCGCUAUUGCUGUAUCACUCGCGGACUGAUAAGUUGACUAGCUGCGAAGCUAGCGAGCUGUUCAUCAAAAACUCUAUUGCAGACGAUAAAACUGUCAAAUUCUUCGAUAAUGCACGCCAUGAACUUCAUUUUGAAUCGGAGUUGCGUGAUCAGAUCGCGACAGACUAUGCUGAAUGGAUUCUUGCUCGAUCCACAGCUACUCCGCCUCUGCCCGCAAAAACACCCGCAGGAGCUCUCCCUGCCACUGUUGAAGUCGUCACACAGGAAACUGUAGUUACACCUGUGAGUACAGAUGUUGAUACGAAAUCCCCAGACGUCGAUGCGGAUGCUACGAAAAAGCCAGCCGCUGAUGUUGAGGCUACCGCCGACGCUGUUCCCGCCGUCCCAGCAAAAGAAAUAAACGAAUCAAAAGUUGUACCUUCCACUGUGGAAGAACCCGUAGAUAAACUUGAAGCCAAAGACCUUCCCCAAAUUCCAGUCGAGUCCUCGUAAAUCUAAUGUUUUAUGUAUUUUGUAUUUAUGUCAGUACAUGUUUAUCACCCAGGAGCCAUCAUCUCCAGAUCUUUGUUAAAAAUCCUAGUGUUCAAGUCCG
Messenger RNA from Spizellomyces punctatus DAOM BR117, 1636 nucleotides. RefSeq lists its product as uncharacterized. Gene Ontology annotation, cellular component: membrane. The transcript has 7 exons. The record is from RefSeq and is a predicted model, not a curated record. NCBI's taxonomy places the organism in Eukaryota, Fungi, Chytridiomycota, Chytridiomycetes, Spizellomycetales, Spizellomycetaceae. Gene Ontology annotation, molecular function: lipase activity. The coding region runs from base 280 to 1536 and encodes 418 amino acids.